AUGACUUCGGCCUUGAGCAAGCGCCAGCUGGCGCGCAACGAGAAGCUUCUCCAGGACUUGGUACAGAGUGUCCCGGGCAACAACAGAUGCGCCGACUGUCACAUACCCAAUCCAGCCUGGGCUUCGUGGAGCCUCGGCGUCUUCUUGUGCAUGCGCUGCGCAACCAUUCAUCGCAAGCUGGGCACGCACAUUUCCAAAGUCAAGUCGCUGAGCAUGGACAGCUGGUCCAACGAGCAGCUCGACAACAUGCGAAAGGUCGGCAACGUCGUGUCCAACCAAGUCUACAAUCCCGGCAACAGGAAGCCCCCGGUGCCCGUCGAUGCUGACGAGGCCGACUCGGCAAUGGAGAGGUUUAUUCGCCACAAGUAUGUCAACAACGUUCCCAACGACAUCGGAAAGCCCCGAAGCCCACGCUCCGACGAAGGCACGCCGCCGCCCCUGCCGCCCAAGAACUCGACAAAGUUUGGUUUCCGCUCCGCUUCGUCGAUAUUUCCGCUGUCGUCGCGAGCCAAGCGAGAGGCCAAGAUGGCCGCAGUCAUGGGUGCCAGGUCGAGCACUCCGCCAGGCUUGACCAACAAGCCGUCCAAAGUCUUUGGUGCCACGGUCGACUUCGACGGACCCGACGAAGCGGACAAGAAGUUGGCCAGGCUGCGCGACAUGGGCUUCCUCGACGACCAACGGAAUGCCAUUGUGCUCAAAGGGGUGAACGGCAGCGUGGACCGAGCGGUCGAGGCCCUCGUUCGCCUGGGUGAAGGAGGAUUGCCGGGGGCCAUCACAUCGCCUCGAGAGCACGCGCUGCGAACGUCGAAGUCCCUGACACCUCUAAGCAAACCAGCCGGCUCACCUGUCGGGCUGAGCGUCCCGCAGAACGGGGCCCAGGAGCGGCCCACCACGGCCUCGACGUCGUCGUCAAACAACCCGUUUGACAUGAUGGCAAUGGCGCAGCCCCAAACGGCACAGUCCACGGGCAGCCUGCAACACAAGAACCCGUACAAUAGCAGCUGGGCAGAUUUGUCGACGAACCCCUUUGGACGCCCCUCACAUCAACAAACCGAUGCCGUUAGCCAGGCCUUCCAGGGGUUGACGGUUUCCGCACCGCAGCAGAGUCUCUUUCCCCACCGCACAGGCGACUACAUGUCGCCAUCUGCCCCGACGAGCCCUUAUUACCACCAUCAGCCCAUGAACUUUCAGAGUGCCAUGACUUACCCGCAGCCGCAGCCAGCCAGCUACAACAACAACCCCUUCCUCACCCAAUCCUCGAGCCCGGCACAGGCCCUCGGCCCUCAGCAGAACCUAUCAAUCCCCGAGCAGGGGCAGUCGAACUUCGUUACCGCCUCACCUCAGCCUCUGCCGACAAACUCCAACCCAUUCUUUGUCAAUUCACUGCAGAUUCCGCCCCAGCAAAUGAGCCAGCAAUCCGCUGGGCAAGCGGCCUGGGAUCCGCAGUCGGCGUUCAACCAACAACAGCCGCAAUACCAACCACAGCGGCAGGACAAGGCGUCGAUCAUGGCGUUGUACAACCGGCCCUAUCAAGCUCCCCAACAGCCAAUGGCGCCAGGAUCGAGCUUGCUGGAGCAGACUCCGUCGGCUUCCGAGAAUCAGGCCGCAUACAGCGCGCUGCCUGCUCGUCCACAAGCCGCCUCGACGACCGGACAGCCUCGUUCCGUUUCACAGCCGCUCCCCGGGAGCACGAAUCCAUUUUUGACGAGCGGGGCGACGGCGGCGACUUCGGGACCCUUGUCCUCGAGCAGGCACAUCAACCGGGAUAGCAUGAACUUGGACAUGGCGUGGACCAACGGGCGGCACAGUCCGGACGCGUUUGCAAGCCUCAGCGCGAGGCAUGUGUGA
Messenger RNA from Hirsutella rhossiliensis, 1848 nucleotides. RefSeq names its product putative GTPase activating protein for arf domain-containing protein. The transcript has 6 exons. Gene Ontology annotation, biological process: endocytosis; intra-Golgi vesicle-mediated transport; endoplasmic reticulum to Golgi vesicle-mediated transport. Gene Ontology annotation, molecular function: GTPase activator activity; protein binding. The record is from RefSeq and is a predicted model, not a curated record. The coding region runs from base 1 to 1848 and encodes 615 amino acids. Gene Ontology annotation, cellular component: Golgi apparatus. NCBI's taxonomy places the organism in Eukaryota, Fungi, Ascomycota, Sordariomycetes, Hypocreales, Ophiocordycipitaceae.